AUGUUCGAGGAGCAGGCGACCAAGGUCAAGAUCACGUCCGUGGUGAUCCUGGUGGGCAUGUCGGCCAUGCUGGCGGCCGUGGUGACCGACCACUGGGCCGUGCUCAGCCCCCGGGUGGAGAAGCUCAACGCCACCUGCGAGGCGGCCCACUUUGGCCUCUGGAGGCUCUGCAAGAAGACCAUCUUCAUCGUGGAGGAGGACCCUCAGGGCAAAGGCUGCGGCCCCAUCAGCUUACCUGGAGCAAAAAACUGCUCCUACUUCAAACACUUUACCUCGGGGGAAGAAGCUGAAGUUUUUGAAGUCAAGACUCAGAAAGAGUACAAUAUCUCGGCAGCAGCCAUCGCCAUCUUCAGUCUGUUCUUCAUGAUCCUUGGCACCCUCUGUGUCAUCUUCUCUUUCGGGAAGGGCAGGGACUACCUGCUCCGGCCCGCUGGGAUGUUCUUCGCCUUCGCAGGGCUUUGCAUUUUCAUCUCCGUCGAGGUAAUGCGCCAGUCAGUCAAGCGCAUGAUCGACAGCGACGAGACCAUCUGGAUUGAGUACUACUACUCCUGGUCCUUUACAUGCGCCUGCGCCUCCUUCACCCUGCUCAUCCUCAGCGGAGUCGCCCUGCUCCUCAUCUCCAUGCCACACAUGCCACGCAACCCCUGGGAGACCUGCAUGGACGCAGAGCCCGACACCUUAGAUUAGCCGCAGGUGGCGCGACGGGCUAAAUGUUUUAAAAGCCUGGUUUAAAAAUGACAAGAAAAUACAAGUGGUUUUGCAUAUUUUAGCCCUUUAACUACUCCGACUACACUCCCACAUAUUUACAUGUAUCAUUACUGCGAGCUAUUUUCCAAAGCAUUAACCGUUUUUAGUUGUUUAUUUCUUGCUGUCCAUGUCCGCUGAUUUCAGUUCAUGUUGGUAAAAUAUGCAAAUCAAUGUGGAAAGAAUUGUAAUAGACAAUUGGUGACAGCCACAGCAAAAGCAAUGGCGUUUGCACUAUCUUCACGCGGUAACCAAGUUGAAAGCAGGAAUUGUUUUGAAAACUUGUCAUCGUUGGUUUGUUUGAGAGCCGAGGAAUAAUGAAGUAGCAUCUAAGACUAAAAGAAAAAUUAAAUGUCUGACAUUACCUACCCAGAUGGAAAAUUGGGUAAUGUUUCAGUGUUUCGUCAUCAAAACAUUACACGAGUUGCAUCAUUCUCCUAACCUGUUCUUAAUCCUGGUUUAAGGCUUGAAAACAAUUACACGCUAUAUAUUGCUGGAUUUGAAAUCUUAUUGGCUACAUGAUGCAUCAACAAUCUGGAAGCAGGCGUUUCAGUAGUGCAGGAGAAGGGAGGUAGAAAAGAGUGUCUGUUACUUGUCCACACAUUCACACGUAAGGGCGGACCUAGGAGAGAUUAGAGAAGAUGUACCUUUAUUGAUCCCCCCUUGGGAGAAAUUGCUCCAGUGAGCUGCCAAUCCAGUGGCUGCCAUCUCUGCAUCCACAUUGUAGAGGCAUAAUGACGUCUGCUGUGAAAUGAGAAGAGUCUUUUUACUGUUGAAGCAUCAGUCAUUGCAGUUUGUUUUGUUUGUUUGUUUUGCCAUUUUGUCACCAUUUAUGCAUCGAGUUCUGUGAGUUAGACUAAAUAUGAAAUUAAUCUAAUGGACAUUUGGGAACACGAGAAGACAGUUUUUUUAUUAGAGUUUGAUGCACUACUUAAACACCCAGACACUUAAUUUGUAAAUUGGCAAAACUUCAUACAUGAGUGAGUAAAUAAUAAUCUCUAAAAUGGAACUUUUGGAUGACGAUGCUGUGUUUGGGUUUGUGAAAGCAUAUUUCAUGAAUGCAAUGCUUUUUCAGCAAGAGGGUCUCAGUUUUUUUAAGAUGUUGGAGCUUUCCUCCAGCACCUAAACACCUCCACACAUGAAGUGGGCCCUGCUUUUUACUGCGUUACCAAAUUACCAGAAAAGCGAUGUUACGUGGAUACAAACUAAAACUGAACUAAAAUUGACUGGAACUAUUGGAUGCCUGGAAGUCAAGAAAAGAUCAGUCUAGAGGCACGUGGUAUAAGUACAAACAAUGUGAGGAAAUAUGAAUAAAAACAUGCAAACACACCUUUAAACCUUUAACACUUGACAAGACAAGACGUGGGCCAAGUGCCACAUUUAACAGUUUGAGGUUUGUUGCACUGGAUUAGACUGGAAAAAGACUGCAGUAAGAUAACAAACAAGGACGACAUGAUCAAACCUUUAGACUUAGACAAGGUAGGAUUACAGAAGACUAGGCAAGAUUUAAAAAAGCAAAGAAAAAAGAACUGGACUAAAACGGUACCAGACCAGAUGAAGACGGUGAGCGAUUGCGCUGUAACGCCUUGUUUCAAGUGAAGUAGUGAAUCGUUAUAAUGGGCUACUGUCACGCUGCAGUCUUUCCUUUUCUCAAAGGACUUUUUUACAAUCAAUCCAUGCCAUUGAUUGUCUAGAGAGAAACCACUUGCCCGCUACUCCCUUGAUGACAUCAGUCAUUUAUUGCAGGUCAAUGUUCAAGACCCCUGGAUACGUAAGUCCAGGAGCUUCGAUCCAUGAUAUCGGUAUUUGCUGAGCCUCGGGGUGACGCUUUGUAUGUUAGCACAUGUACUCUGCAGUCAGAGGGCAUUUUAAAAGCAGUUAAAACACCAGAAAUAAACAGAGAACGAUAAGAAAAUAACCGACCAUUUACUGACCCCUUACUGUCACCGCAUGGAUGGAUGAAAUAUGAUGUUCAAACAAGUCAAUUCAACAGGGGUCAUGACUCUCACAGCCCCUCCUUUACAAU
This is a messenger RNA of Acanthopagrus latus (yellowfin seabream), 2770 nucleotides long. RefSeq names its product calcium channel, voltage-dependent, gamma subunit 1b (gene cacng1b). Gene Ontology annotation, biological process: regulation of calcium ion transmembrane transport via high voltage-gated calcium channel; calcium ion transmembrane transport. The record is from RefSeq and is a predicted model, not a curated record. Gene Ontology annotation, cellular component: membrane; L-type voltage-gated calcium channel complex. The transcript has 4 exons. Lineage: Eukaryota; Metazoa; Chordata; Actinopteri; Spariformes; Sparidae. Gene Ontology annotation, molecular function: voltage-gated calcium channel activity; calcium channel regulator activity. The coding region runs from base 1 to 687 and encodes 228 amino acids.